UGAUUGUAAAUUUGGCGCAAAUGACCUUCAAGUGGAUAAAAGGAACUAGCCGGGUUUAUUGAAGGUUGGACGUAUCUAGCUGAAUUCAAGAUGGACAGGAAACUUCUAUUGGCUAUUACUCUCUUGCUGGCAAUAACAAAGGACAGUGCGCAAGGUUUCUUAGAUGACAAAACACUGCUUACAUUCGUUGAUCGUCAAAAAUACAACAACCUGGUACUUGAAAGAACUUCUGGUUCGCCGGCCAUUUCUCUCUCACUGCAAACGCAAAAUGUCAGAAGACGAGAGCGUCGGCAAACAAUUGGAAGCAUUCACCAUGAUAACCCUGUUGUUACUGAUUUGUCUGCAUCGCAGCAUUGUCAAGGGAUUUACCUGCGAUGGAAAAGGCCUCCUCUACCUGUCAGCGCACGUAACGACUACACGAAUUCGGAGUUUCGACAUUAUAAUGUAUACCGUAGCUCGCGUUAUUUCACGAACGUAAACGAAAUGACUCCAUAUGCUUCUGGGAAGGAGCACUUGGAGCUUCGCGACUUUAUAAAAGUUCAGUGGAUGGAUAAAGACCCAAUCACAAAUGACCAUGUUUGGUAUGCUGUUACCAUAGUCACGAGGGAUGGUAAAGAAAACAAGGAAAUAACUCCAGCAAAGACAAUGUACAUUGGAGCUUUUGGCGGAUCAACAUUCAGAAUACCAAUAACUCCUGGUGUUUUGAAAGGCAUCACAAAGAAUCAUGCUUCUCUGUUCAACCCCACAAGAAAUGAAUAUUUCAUUGCAUGGGAUGUGGACACCAACCGCGAUCAGAAGCCUGAUCGUAUAUACACUGCAAGACUGAGUCCUUCUGGUUUAAUAGUGGGAAGAAACAUCCUCGAUGUCACAGUUAAUUUGCCUUCAGCUGUUCAAGGAUGGCCUACCGUUGCAUAUAACCCGAUCACGAACGAGUAUCUGGUAGCAUUCCAAGUCAAAAAACCUGGAUUCUUCAGUGGAAAGCCAGUUAUUGUGGGGCAGAGAAUAAGAGCAACUUCUUUGGUAAGAGCCACAAACCCAAGUCUUCUGCUGAAUGCAAAUGAAAACAGAUUGGGAAGUCUCAUCCAGACAUCUGUUAUAAAUCCUCAGUUACUUUUUAAUCCAGUGAACAACGGAUAUGUCUUGUUAGCGGAAGUGAUUGGUUUAGAUGCCAGACAUUCAAUUGCGAUGCUGAUCAGCGACUCACAAGCCAAAGGAAUACAUUCGUCAAAGAUUUAUGAAACAUAUGCUGUAUCCGGUCGUGUCUUUUACGACUCGCAAAGAAGAGAGCUUUACAUUGUCGCCCUUGUACCAAACAAAGCUAUUAACCAGAACAGCGAAGUAAGGCCCAAGCUCCCGUAUGCGUUAUUGGUAACUAAACGAAAUGCAACCGGCGGUCUGUUGGGAGCAGCCCCUGCAUUUGCUUUAGCUGGUGAAACGAAUCUUUUGACACCAUCUAUCACAGGCUUUUAUGAUCCAGAAAGAGAUAGGUUAAUGUUGUUUUGGAGUGAUAUCGUGAAAGGCAAACGGAUAAUCAAGACAUCAAGAGUUUUUCUUAGUGGCCAGGUGAGGGCUGUAGAGUUUUUGGACAAUCAUGAGGAGCACCUGUGCCCUGUACCUGUGAGUGUACAAAAUCCCUUUGCUGCACCCCUGCCAACAUCUUCAGGGCAAAUUCUCGUCUGGGAACAAUACCAAUCGGGAAGGACUAAGCUUGGCAGCAAUCUGGCCAAAGAGGAAGCCUUCCAGUUUCAAGGCAGAAUGCAAAAGGGGCCUAUAGCUGUCACCAACUCGCAAGGCAAUCAAGUAUUGGUCACCUGGAAAGAGGUAAUAAAAGCGGGACAAGUGAAUAUAUUUGGGAGAAUACUAAAACCUGUCUCACAUCGGUGUGCAUUUUGCUCUGCUCCAAAUGUGUGCAAGCGAGAAAAUGUCUGCGUUCUUCCGCAUAAAGCAAAAAAUCCGUGCUCCAAGAAUAAUGGUGGAUGUUCCCAGGUUUGUUUGAAAUCCUACGAAGGAGCAAGAUGCUCUUGCCGCGAUGGAUUCCAAUUAGCUAGUGACAAGCAAGCAUGCGUUAAAGGGAGUCAGUCAGUAGCGUUUACAAUCCUGGCGUCAUCAAAACAGACAAUUUGGAAAGCAAGCGUAAUGAAUGAUGGAAGAUUGAAAAUUGACCGUUUACCAUUCAGUGGUUUAAGUAUAGUUGCUCUCCAUCUGGACAAGAAACAGGAUACCCUCUAUUGGAGUGAUGUUGACAAUUCGGUUAUUUCGAGAGCCAAGAUGGAUGGAACGGGAAAGGAGAUCUUUAUGGGUAAUGUAAGGGCAGACGGAAUUGUCGUCGAUGAAGACAACGGCAAAGUAUUUUGGACGGACUUUUUAAAUAAAAGAAUUGAGGUAGCUGAUACGAAUAAGCAGAACAGAAUGGUUCUUGUGUCAAGUGGGGUUGAGCAGCCAAGAGCAAUCGCUAUGUGCAAACUGAAUGGGGCCACUCAUAUCUACUGGACUGAAUGGGGAUCCCAGGCUAAGAUUGAAAGAAUCCAGUUGGAUAGCACAUUAAAGAAAGUUAUAAACAGGCGUGUGAUUGUGUCGUAUGGCCUAGCUUGGCCAAAUGGAUUGACUGCUGAUUGCAACAAAAAUAUGCUUUACUGGGCAGAUGCACAAUACGACAAGAUAGAGACGUCGGAUUUAUCGGGAAACAACAGGCAAACGUUGGCUGGCGCGUUAGUGCAACACCCUUUCUCUGUCGCAGUAUUUGAGAACAACCUCUAUUGGUCAGACUGGGAUGGAUCAAUCUAUAGAGUGGACAAAACAACUGGCUUGGGUAAAGAAGAUAUUCUUUCGACAAUAGAGCGACCGACUGGUAUUUUCAUCAUGAAAGGAAAAGUCAAGAGUACGAAGUCCUGCAAGGACCCUGGUGUGCCUGCAAAUGCAAUAAGGACAGGGGAUGACUUCACUGAGAACGCUAUCUUGAAUUUCAAAUGCAAAGAGAACUACGACCUUGUCGGAGAGUCACAAAUCAGAUGCAAAAGCGAUGGCCAAUGGACAGACAGGACACCCUUUUGCAUUGAAUCGAGAUGUUCAGAUCCUCCAAAACCAGUUGGUGGAAAUCGCGUUGUGACUGGAUCACUAGUGGGAGAUGCUGUUGUUUACACUUGUAACCCUGGCUAUAAGUUAGUGGGUAAUCAAGUCAGAAGGUGCCAGUCAGGAGGAAAAUGGAGUGGAAGACAACCCGAAUGCAUGAGCAAACCAGUUUUCAUAGAAGAGCCUCAAAACCAAACAAUACCGGUUGGAAAAGCUGCCGUUUUACAAUGCAGUGCAAGUGGAGGUGGUGAUUUGGAGACCAAGUGGUUAAAAGACGGGGAGCCAUUCCUAGUCAAAGAUAAAGAAUCUAGAAUCUUGGCGUUGGGAAAAGCCAUCUUCAUUAAGAAUGCCCGCUUUUCAGAUUCCGGUAUAUUUACGUGCGUGGUGUCGAAUGCAGCCGGACAAAUUACGUCAAGUGCAAAGUUAAGAGUGUUGGGUGAAAAAAUACCAGAGUGUGGUAUCCCCAAGUUCACAACGAGGCAGCGCAUUGCUGGAGGACGAAUUGCUGGAGCUGGUACUCACCCAUGGAUAGCGAUGUUCUGGAGCAAGACGAGUAAGAAAGUAAUCUGUGGCGGGUCACUUAUCGCAAGAAAAUGGGUUCUUACUGCUGCACAUUGUUUUGUCGGCCUGCUUAAAAGAAAAGAUCUUGAUGUAAAAUUUGGCAAAACAAGAGUCAGGAAUGAAGCACAUGAGCAGAUUCGAUCCAUCAGAAUGCUUUACACUCACCCUCGUUUUGAUCAUCCAACGUUUGAUUCAGACCUCGCUCUGGUCGAGCUUGAUAAACCAGUUAUAAUAACUGAUUACGUCAUACCGAUUUGCUUACCUUAUGAUGACAGUGACUUCAAGCUACUAAAACCAGGAGAAGAAGCAAUGAUUGCUGGCUGGGGAAGUAAGGAUAAAAAGCGCGAAGAUAAACUCAAGACAACAAAAAGAUUGCGAGAGGUGAAGAUACCUUUGGUUGAUCAUGGGCGUUGUAAUAGCGCCAUGUCACAUCCGUUGACCGCCAACAUGUUUUGUGCAGGUGAUGGUGACAAAGGAGAUGCUUGCAAAGGAGACUCUGGAGGACCUUUGACAGUAUGGAAUGCCAAAACAAAGAAGCACGUUCUUAUUGGCGUUGUGAGCUGGGGAGAAGGCUGUGGCAAGAAAGAUGCAUUUGGCGUUUAUGUCAAAGUGUAUAACUUCAUUGACUGGGUAAAUUCAAAUAUUUCGUGAACUAAUGUAUUAGGAAUGUAGAUGCCAUGGCGUAGGCAUGUCGCCGACUUUAGAGGAAGAUUCAAUUAGCCUUGACUACAGUCAAGGUUGUUGUAUAAUUUACACAUAAAAUUUAGAUAUUAACCACCGAUUUAAAUUUCCAUCUUAAAAAGUUACCUAAUGAUAAAUAUAUAUCUCUAGAGAAAGAAGAAAAGGACUUGCCUUAAAAAGGUCUGCAAUGUCAUUUUGAUUUAAAAAUUCUAAUUUCAAUUUACAACAUAUUUUAUUAUAAACUUGAGCCUGUUGUACUCUGAUGACGAGCAGGCAAAUAUUUUGGGACAGUAUGUAACCUUUUUGGCUUGUCAAGCAGAUUUGUAAAACAUGUCAUUCACCAGUCAUAUCUACGUGCUAAGUAUAACGAUCUUUCUUGAUAAGCCCAUCUUGUUAUCAUUGACUGUUUGAUCUGUGAUCUGUGAUUGUGAUUUUAUAACAAUUUAUCAAAUUCUUUAACCGAAAGACGCAAGACAAAUCUUAAGGCCGAUUUCCAUUUGACAUUUUUUGUGCGUGCGGGCACUGUAAGUAAAUGGCUAAUUCUAAGAGAACCCUCCCCCCUCAACAACACCCCUGAAAUAAAAGUAUCCUUAAGUGAAAGUAAUAGUUUGUAAAAAUCAGCUCCUUUUUUUUCAAGGGCACUUUAAGAGCAAUAUCGAAAUAGAGCCAUAAUGUGAUCUCUAACACCGCUUUUACUUUCUGACUCAUUGUAUAGCAGGGUUCUUAAGUAUUUUGAGUGCCGGUCUAGAAAUGCAUGAAGAUUUUCAUCGGGGGCCACUGGGUUCUCAACAAAAAACGGCUCGAAAUGAAAUUCAGAUCUCAUACUUACUAGCUAAGUUAGAGGUAAGAUAGACAGGCCUAUGAUUUCGUGUUAGAUUCUACAUUCAUAACAUCUAUUCAGUGUGGUGCUUAUUUUCAUGAAAUAAAUGUUUGAAAGGCGGAUGGUAGAAGGUAAAGGGGGAACCAACGAUAACAUUUAAGGGCAUGGUGAUGAGUGAAUGCUGGAAAGAUUGGCUCUAUGUGCAAUAUAUGGUGGAUUCACAGGCCCAAGGAUAACUAUCUGGGGGGAGGUUGGACUUAAAAGCCUCAAACUGUAGCAUAGUUCAAAAACCAAGACAAAAAUUCAAUCUUUUACCCGGCAAAAAUCUUUAAUGUGCCGACAAACAAAGUGUUGGGGGAUACUUGAAAAUUCGUAAUAUGCUCCUCGGUCCUUGCAUGUUGCCGGAUGAAUGGAACAUUUAGAGACGCCCUUUCGUCUUUGGCAGUGAAAGUUGAUGGAAAUCAGGGACGCCGGAACGACCAAGCGGCAAAAUGUGGCGGGCUUGAGUGAAAGGGCAUUUGAAAGGGCAAUUAAUUCCCAGCUACCAACAAUUCUUUCGUAACUGUCAUUUUCUUUCGAUUUUCUGUCGGUAUCUUAAAAAUCGGCUAAAUUUUGGCAUAAUAUUCAUUUCAUUUUU
This is a messenger RNA of Rhopilema esculentum, 5768 nucleotides long. Lineage: Eukaryota; Metazoa; Cnidaria; Scyphozoa; Rhizostomeae; Rhizostomatidae. The record is from RefSeq and is a predicted model, not a curated record.